GGGGGGGGAAUGUCUUCGGGAUGCAGUUGUGGUUCUGGCUGCAAAUGCGGCGACAACUGCUCUUCCAGAUGCAGCAGGAACCUUAACCUAGGAUACUCCGGGAAGACAACCAAUGCUGAGACCAUCAUCUCGGGAGUUGCUCCGAUGAAGAUGAACUUCGAGGGAUCAGAAAUGAGCACUGAAUCAGGACAUGAAUGCAAGUGCGGGUCAAGCUGCACCUGUGAUCCAUGCAACUGUUAGCCGACGAUGAAGCCACAGAUAAUAGCAGCAGAUAAUAA
Molecule: messenger RNA, 278 nt
Organism: Hibiscus syriacus
Lineage: Eukaryota; Viridiplantae; Streptophyta; Magnoliopsida; Malvales; Malvaceae
Product: metallothionein-like protein 1
Exons: 3
Coding region: 10-240 (76 amino acids)
Molecular function (GO): metal ion binding
Source: RefSeq, a predicted model, not a curated record